AUGUACAAUUUCAACGCAUUUCUUAUCUUUCCUGUCCUCGUCUUUCUUUCUUUCCCCUCACAAAUUCUUGCUACGCUCCCCGAUAUCAUCCCCAACAAGUACAUUGUGACUCUCAAGCAGCACAUUCCCACGAGCCACGUCGACCAGCAUCAUGCAUGGGUCACUGAGAUCCACUCCAGAAGCCUUGACGCCGACAUCCUCGCCGGCAUUGAGAGGCGAUACAAUAUCUCUGGUUUCCAAGGUUAUGCUGGAUCCUUCGACGAUGCAACAAUUCAAAGGAUCAGAGAUAGCCAUGAUGUAGCCGCGGUGGAAUCGGAUCAGUUGGGCUUAGGAGCCUUGUCGCACCGUGCUGGGUCCGGAUCUCAAGAUUAUAUAUUCGACAGCAGUGCUGGUCGUGGCACCUUUGCCUAUGUUGUCGACACUGGAGUCAGGGAAGAUCACCAAGACUUCGGCGGUCGCGCCAGUAGUCAAUGGGCUGUUGGCAAUAACCACACCGACGGUGCGGGGCAUGGCACUCACGUCGCCGGCAUAAUCGGCGGCAGAGAAUAUGGUGUGGCCAAAGGUGCAACGAUCAUCGCGGUGAAGGUGAUAUUCAACCAAAAUACAACAUACUCUGACACCCUGGCUGGGUACACCUGGGCUGUUCAGGACAUCGCAUCCAGGAAACGGAAUUCUCGAUCUGUCAUCAAUAUGAGUCUAGGUGGUGGAUAUUCUGCAGCGCAAAACAAUGCCAUUCAGGGUGCCUUUGAAGCUGGGAUUCUGACUGUUGUUGCAGCUGGCAAUAAUGCCUCGGAUGCCGUCGAGACUUCUCCAGCUUCUGCACCCAAUGCCGUGACGGUGGGUGCGACGACCAUCACAAAACAAUUCGCAGGCUACUCCAACUUCGGCGCGAUGGUCGACAUUCUCGCUCCUGGUAGCGAUAUCAUGUCGGCAUCACCACAUUCCACUGACGCCUAUGCCGUUAGGACAGGCACGUCGAUGGCCUCUCCACACGUUGCCGGACUGUUGUUGUACUUGAUGGGCCAAAAGAAUUAUACCAGCCCCGGGGCUGUCGUCUCACAUCUAAAGGAACUAGCAAUCCAGGAUGUACUUACGGGUGUUCCUAAGGGAACUGCAAACCUCAUGGCAUACAAUGGAGCUGCUUGA
Messenger RNA from Cryphonectria parasitica EP155, 1146 nucleotides. RefSeq lists its product as uncharacterized. Gene Ontology annotation, biological process: proteolysis. Bases 1 to 1146 code for a protein of 381 amino acids. Gene Ontology annotation, molecular function: serine-type endopeptidase activity. Lineage: Eukaryota; Fungi; Ascomycota; Sordariomycetes; Diaporthales; Cryphonectriaceae. The record is from RefSeq and is a predicted model, not a curated record. The transcript is spliced from 5 exons.